GCACGCAUUGUUUUCAAUUAUCAUCUAAAAAUGUUUCUUAACUGAAACCGAUACAUGACCAUAUCAGCUGUCGGCAGUUCAUUUAUCAGAUUUGAAUUUGGGAUUGAGGGUUUGAGAAAUUUUGUUCAGUAAGGACAUCAUUUGACUUGUUAUAACGACCUUACGUAUUAUUUAAUAUGUCGGAGAAAAGGACAAUAAAGAUAGGAAUUAUUGGAGGAUCUGGUUUGGAUGAUCCUGAUAUUUUGAAGGAUAGAAAAGAGAUCACUGUCGACACCCCAUAUGGUUCGCCUUCUGAUUGUUUGAUCCUGGGAACAAUUCAAGGGGUUGAUUGUAUUCUACUAGCUAGGCAUGGAAGAAAGCAUUCCAUAAUGCCAUCUAAUGUCAACUAUAGGGCUAAUAUACAUGCUCUUAAAGAACAAGGCUGCACACAUGUGAUUGUAACAAAUGCUUGUGGAUCAUUGAAAGAAGAAAUAAAACCAGGGGAGCUUAUAUUUCCAGACCAGUUUAUUGAUCGGACUACAAAAAGACACAGUACCUUUUAUGAUGGAGAGCCUACUUCUCCAAAAGGUGUUUGUCACAUACCAAUGCAUACUCCUUUUUGUCCUGAUACUCGUCAGAUUUUGAAAGAAGUUGCAUGUGAAUUAAAAUUUCCGUACCAUGAAAAGGGUACCAUAGUUGUUAUUGAGGGACCACGAUUUUCAACUCAAGCAGAAAGUCAUCUUUUUCGAUCCUGGGGCUGUGACAUCAUUGGCAUGACUACUGUCCCUGAGGUUGUGCUUGCUAAUGAACUUGGCCUAUGUUAUGCUACUAUUGGUCUGCCUACAGAUUAUGAUAGUUGGAGAUUUGAUAAAGACGGAGUGUGUGUUGAUGAAGUUAUGGCAACUAUGAAAGAAAAUGCACAUAGGGCUUCCCAGGUUAUUGUAAAAGCUAUCCCUGCUAUUGCCAAGAAGGACUGGUCAUCAAUUUUGGAUAAUCACCUGCAAUGUGCUGAUUCAUCUGUUAUGCGUUAAAAGUGUGAUAUGUUAAAGGUUAUAGGUUAAAAAGAAUCAUCGUAAUGUUGUGCCAUAUAAAAAUUUGUUGAAGAUUUCAAGUGCCAUUCUGUUUUGUUUCAAAAACGUAUCCAUUUGUGUCGAAUAUUUCUGCAAAAUAAAUGAAUCUCUGCUAAGUUUUCUUAAACUUGUGUUAUUAAAUAAGACAUGAUUUAAAAUUAAACCCUAUAAAUAUAUUUUUAUUUUAUAUUGAACUAUUAAAAUACAAAUUUUUCACGAACAAAAUGUGCUUUUUUCUAGUCUGUCCUUCAAAGUCAUUUUACAAUGAUUGAACUGAAUUUGCCACAUGAAUUGUAAUUUUUUUUUUCUCUUAAUAAAACUUAUUUUUAAUAUGUA
This is a messenger RNA of Parasteatoda tepidariorum (common house spider), 1385 nucleotides long. It is a transcript of the gene Mtap, whose product is annotated as Methylthioadenosine phosphorylase. Gene Ontology annotation, molecular function: S-methyl-5-thioadenosine phosphorylase activity. The record is from RefSeq and is a predicted model, not a curated record. Lineage: Eukaryota; Metazoa; Arthropoda; Arachnida; Araneae; Theridiidae. Gene Ontology annotation, biological process: nucleoside metabolic process. Gene Ontology annotation, cellular component: cytosol.